AUGAAUUAUAACCGCAAUGUCGAUUCUCGCUUGGGAAACUCUAAUGAUUUCUCACGAGAAAUCGUCUUUAUACAAGCUGGACCAGCGUCAAAUUGGAUUGGAACUCACUUUUGGAAUUUACAAGAGAACAUUUUGUUCCAAAAACAGGAGACCAGUCCAUUUCUCCUGCCUGCCUUCUUCCGAGGAAGUGAAAAAAGCUCGUCGUACCUUCGGCCUCGUCUUAUUUCCAUAGAUACUCUUGGCAGUGUACGCAGUCCAGGCAUGGGAAUAGGCGAACCUUCACCAGGUUCCAACUUCGUAGCGUGGGAGGACUCAGUCCAGAUAAUAAGACAGGAUGAUCGUCAUCCCUUAUUUGAUGCGAAAAGUCAACAACAUUAUGAAAAGUCAGCAUUUGUCCGUUCUUAUGUGCAUAAAUCAUCCGAGGUUUCCAAUGAGAGACAAGAGGGGAACGAGACGACACGUCGGCCAACUUCCCGCCAGUGGAUGGACUGUUUACUUCCAACUGUGAAACGUAGGUGGGCUGGUGAAGAAACUCUCAUGGUUUUACAUGACUAUCUUGAUUCCUCGGGGCCCGGAGACGUUUUCGCUUCACCCCGCCUUUCAAACGAUGUCACAACCAGGAUUUGUGAAAAUGACGCGCCUCAGUUUGCAUCUUUCGCACAGGGCCUUGAUCUGUUUCGUGAGGGGAGUGACACAUUUGAUCAUUUCGAGAAUUAUUUUCACCGACUGGUGGAGGAAUGUGACCGACCAAGCGGUUUUUUCCUUCUGGUCGAUUCGGAUUCAGGCUUUUCUGGUGUGGCUCUCCGUCUUGGCGGUUUCCUUGGAGAGGAGUUUACAAAACGACCCGUGUUUACCUCCGCAAUCGCUUCGUGCAUUAGCUUUAACCAGCCCCGUCGAUGGUCUACAGUCUGUCUUAACCGCCUGGCUCUCUUUGCUGCUCUCGAGCAUGGCAGCGAUUGGCCGUCGUGUUCCGCUUGGUUGCCGUUGGCGAAUAUCGGGGAUGCUUGUGUGGCAUCCAGUCUCUUAGCGGCUGGAAUGACAACCGCUCUCAGCCCUUUAAUGCUGAAACACGAUCUAAAGUACUCCGUCGACCUAAAUGGCUUUGUAAUCGGACUAACACCCACCAGGAAAAAGAUGCUCUCGUUGUCGUUUGCUAACCAAAAUACAAAGAUGGCUGACUCUUCGAAGAUGGAGUGGAUCCACACGAGUACACUAAAGACGUGCUCAAAGCCAACUGAAGUUCGCCAAUGUAAUGCAGCCUCCCAUCCCAAUUCCCUAGUUUGCCAGUUAUCGAUACGUGGAAUUGAAAAGGGAAAAGAAGAAUGUUCCUCUCUUCUUCCUCAUCCCACUGGCCAUGCAUGCACCUUAAGUAAGGGUUUGAGUCCACGUCUGUCCUGUAGCCUACCAACACAUCCUCUUACGGUUCCGCGGUUAACUAGUGCACCAUCGUUCUGCACGCAGCCUACUUAUUCGUGCACUCGUGCAGUCAUAGAAGCCGUCAGUCACUGGACAGAUGAAAACCAAUGGCUGGCCUCGGGGCUGAAACACCACUUUGAGUCUGCAUUUUGCAACAAAUUCGACUGUGGAUAUGUAGAAACUGAUGAACUGAAUGAAAUAAAAGAGACCGCCACAGACCGUCUUGUGGAGGCAUAUGCCUCGGCGGAUGGCUGA
Mesocestoides corti is the source of this 1671-nucleotide messenger RNA. The record is from the annotation of a GenBank genome assembly. Lineage: Eukaryota; Metazoa; Platyhelminthes; Cestoda; Cyclophyllidea; Mesocestoididae.